AUGGACGCUCCCAGAAGCCCCAGCUCGCCUUUCGAGGCACUUUACGGUGAGCUUUGCGACUCAAUCAACCGAUUCGAUGCGAUGAUGCAGCAAAGCCCCUUCUCUUCUGGGCUUUGGUGGCGGCCCUCUGCGUGGUUGCCAGAUCGUCCUGGGCUCACAGACUUUGUGAACCCUCCUCAGCAGCAGCAGCGAACGAGCCAGUCCAUGCCUUGCUUGCAUCAAGGCGCGAACCGGAGCCAAGACAUUGCACCUUGGGGCGGUAACAGCAAUACCAACAGCAUGUUGCCAUGGCCACACCACACCCCUGGCUGGUUCUCUCAUAACAGCUGCAUUCCACGGAUGGACUUGAGAGACGCUGGUGACAAGCUGGUGCUGCAUGCGGACAUCCCUGGAAUGCAAAAAGAAGAUGUUACGGUUGAUGCACAGGACGGGCGGCUAACGAUUCAAGCCCACAAGAGCAGCAAGCAUGACCAGACAGAGGGCAACUGGUUCAUGAAGGAAAGGUGCAGUAGCAGCUUUUACCGCUCCUUCCCUUUGCCCCCAGGCACGCAACAGGACGGCAUCAAGGCUGCGUACAACAACGGAGUGCUAGAGGUCAACAUUCCUAAGGUGCCGGCAACGCAAUCCGCUUCACCAAAAAAAAUCAACGUGGAAUAA
This is a messenger RNA of Cyclospora cayetanensis, 657 nucleotides long. Its product is annotated as 16.0 kDa heat shock protein, peroxisomal. NCBI's taxonomy places the organism in Eukaryota, Apicomplexa, Conoidasida, Eucoccidiorida, Eimeriidae. The transcript has a single exon. The record is from RefSeq and is a predicted model, not a curated record. Bases 1 to 657 code for a protein of 218 amino acids. Gene Ontology annotation, biological process: protein complex oligomerization; protein folding; response to salt stress.